AUGAGACUCCACCAGUGUAUCCCCAGUCUGAAGAAGCCCUACCCUUGUCCUAAAUGUGGAUGCCAUUUUGCUUUUCCUUCUCUGCUGGAGAGUCACUUGUGUGUACACUCUGGAGAACAUCCUUUUGUCUGUACACAAUGUGGGGCACAAUUUUCACAAUGAAAAAACCUCACCCAACACCAAUUCAUCCAUUCACAAGGGGAGAAGCCCUUUCUGUGCCCAGACUGUGGGUGUUGUUUCCGGCAAAGUGGGUCCCUGGCCAUCCACCAAUGCACACAUACAGAGGGAAAACCAUUCUCCUGUCCUGACUGUGGGCACAGCUUUGCCUAUCCCUCUCAGCUUGAUAGCCACCUACGGGUACAUACAGGAGAACGACCCUAUGCCUGUACUCAUUGUGGAGCGAGGUUUUCCCAAAGGAAUAACCUUGUGCAGCACCAGUUCCUCCACACGGGUGAGAAGCCCUAUCCAUGUCCUAACUAUGGGCGAUGUUUCCGCCAGAAUGGAUCCCUAGUGGUCCACUGUCAGGCACACACAGGUAAUAAACUGUACCCCUGUUCUGACUGGGCAGCAAUUCGCUUAUUCCUCCCUCUUGGUGAUCCAUCGGUGGCGAACCCACACAGUCACCAACAUGUGUACUCCGGGGAACGUCCCUACCCCUGUGUUCAGUGUGGGGCACGCUUUGCCCGCCGGGAGAAUCUUGUCCAGCACCAGCUCAUUCACACGGGUGAGAAGCCCUAUUCUUGUCCUGAGUGUGGGGUCUGUUUCACCUAUUCCUCUUUACUAGUCAGCCACCGGAGGAUUCAUUCUGAUGAGCGUCCUUUCCCCUGCACGGAGUGCGGGAAGUGUUUUAAGCGCAAGUACUCUCUUGAAGCACAUAUGUGGAUCCACCAGUCUGGCACUGAGAGGAUGCAGAAUGGGAGAACAGGGGUGUAG
Messenger RNA from Sarcophilus harrisii (Tasmanian devil), 933 nucleotides. RefSeq names its product zinc finger protein 689-like. Lineage: Eukaryota; Metazoa; Chordata; Mammalia; Dasyuromorphia; Dasyuridae. Gene Ontology annotation, molecular function: DNA-binding transcription factor activity, RNA polymerase II-specific; RNA polymerase II transcription regulatory region sequence-specific DNA binding. Gene Ontology annotation, cellular component: nucleus. Gene Ontology annotation, biological process: regulation of transcription by RNA polymerase II. The record is from RefSeq and is a predicted model, not a curated record.